This is a messenger RNA of Acanthosepion pharaonis, 1524 nucleotides long. NCBI's taxonomy places the organism in Eukaryota, Metazoa, Mollusca, Cephalopoda, Sepiida, Sepiidae. The record is from the annotation of a GenBank genome assembly.
AUGCCAAAGUAUUACCUGCUACAGAAUUCUGUUGAAAGUAAUUCGAUAUAUCAAAUUAUUAUUCCAGAUGGCAGUGGUGGUGGUGGUGGCAGCAGCAGUAGUGGCAACGAACAACUGCCCACAUGGAAGACGUAUUUAUACCAAUUGCAAAAAGAAGCACCACACCCACGGAGGAUAAUUUCUCAACGAGAGAUUCCUAAUAAACCACACUACUAUGGAAAAGAGUAUCAUGGCAAUAUCAGCCGGGAAGAAACAGACCGAAUUAUGGGUGAUAGUGAUGGUGCUUAUCUUGUUCGGAAGAGCGAACGUGCCCCCGAUGCCUUUACUUUGGCCAUCAAAUUUGACGGGCAAACAAAAAAUUUCAAAUUAUAUUAUGAUGGACAGCAUUAUGUUGGUGAGAAACGAUUUGAUACGGUCCAUGACCUGGUUGCUGAUGGUCUGAUUACCUUUUAUCUGGAGUCGCGUGCACCUGACUACAUCGAAUCCAUGUCCAUUUCCAACUAUGCUGAGUCCCCUUAUCUUGCCUACAGUACGAAGAAAAAACGAUUGCAACGUUCGACAACGAGAUCAACCAACAAUCAAAAUAAACAGAGCCCUGAAAAUACGUCGACAGAAAACAACACGACGGAUGAACAGACAUCCCAAGAUCCAGAUGAUAUACCUGCUAAUGUUCAGGAAUAUGAAAAAGCACAUUGUUUCAAAGUGCAGAAUUUUAUAGGUCUCCAUUGGUGUGACUUCUGUGCCAACUUUAUGUGGGGAUUAAUUGCUCAAGGUGUCAAGUGCCAAGAUUGUGGGUUUGAAGCUCAUAAAAAAUGUUCUGAAAGAGUUCCAAAUGACUGCAUGCCGGACAUGAAGUACGUUAAACGACUCUUUGGUGCCGACCUAACAACUGUGGUAAAAGCCCAAAACACCCCCAUUCCAGUGGUUGUGGAGAAGUGCAUCAAAGAAAUUGAACACAGAGGUGUUGAUUUUGAAGGAAUGUAUCGAGUGGCAGGUUUCCAUGACGAUAUUGAAAUGGUACGAAUGGCAUUUGACAGAGAUGGUGAAAAUACAGACCUCAGUGAAGAUAAAUGGGAAGACAUUAACAUUUUGACCAGUGUCCUGAAAUUAUAUUUCCGAUUACUGCCUAUUCCACUUGUUUCUUUUGAAUCUUACCCAAAGUUACUUGAGGCUGUCCAAAAGCCAGGAUUAAAAGAAAAAGAAAAAUUGGUGUUAAUCAAAGAAGCUCUUCAUUUGCUGCAGCCAGCCCACUAUCAGACAUUGAAAUACCUAAUGGCACACUUAGGCAGAGUUGUCGAACAACAGAGCAAGAACAUGAUGAGUUCAGAGAAUCUUGCCAUUGUAUUUGCGCCAACACUGAUGAGGUCACCAGAUGCCACUGCAAGUUUGAUGGCAGUCAAGCUGGAGCAGACAGUCACAGAGCUUAUAGUGUCACACCAGAAAGAAUUGUUUUCACGUUUGACUACCCCUACAACUUUCUUUCAUAUGUUUCAAUCUCUUUCCAUUCUCCCUCCCUCUCUCUGA